Molecule: messenger RNA, 978 nt
Organism: Plasmopara halstedii
Lineage: Eukaryota; Oomycota; Peronosporomycetes; Peronosporales; Peronosporaceae
Exons: 1
Coding region: 1-978 (325 amino acids)
Source: RefSeq, a predicted model, not a curated record
AUGAAUCAAGUCGAAGCUGACGCUCCAUCACCACUUUACUUGGCUGAAGAUCUCUUGUACACUACCGAAUCUUCGUGUCACUCGAUAACUAACUUGCCGAGCUCCAACGCUGCGCUGACAGCGCAGCUUUUACCUGCCACAGCGGCAUUUCAAGGAAACUUGCAACUGUCUAAGGCCGCAAGUGGUAAUGGCUGUACGCUGUACUUGGCGAUAAAGGGUGUAGUAUUGGAUAAUUCAAGUGGACUGCAUGACGUUUUCACUACAGCUCAAAGUGUGCUUAAGCAGCUGGAAAAAUUGCUGACCACUUUAGAGCUAAAGAACGUCUUGUUUGCACGAGCUACGAUAGGAUUGGACGACAACAAGCUAUAUGCAGCUUUGGUAUCGACUGAAAGCUUGAACGAAGCAUCUCAAAGCAUACUGAAAUUACAGCAAGGGGCAUGCACGGAGAUGCUGAGCACUCUGAAGAGUGAUGUCGUUACUGACUUCCUACCCAAACAGGUGAACUUCAGUGCACUGAACGUCGUCAGACAAGGAAGUAACGAUGAAGCUAUGAGCUGUGCUGUCAGCUUGGAUAUUGCGGCGGUUGUCCCCUAUCCCAGUUUGGACGUCGAAGUCUUUCAGCUGCUUAAGGCUGUGGACGAGAAGCUGGAAAGCUUAUUUGCGAGUCAGCCCAGUACUACGCUCGCUGAUGCAAAUGUGCGACUUUUAAUGGGACCUAUGGGGCAAAAGCUGGUGACAACAAACUUAACUCUUAAUCCGCCUUCUUAUGAAGAGGCAAUGGGCAUUUUCGCAUUAAUUGCGGUGCUUGUGGUCAUGCUGAUGGGCGUUGUCGCACAAAAAAAGCGCAACGACAAGCGCAGCCGCGACCGCUAUGAACGGGCCAGUCGCGCUGCACAAUUUCAACGUGUGUCUAUUCGGAUGAGUCAGCAUGAUCAAGAAAGCCAGCAGUUCGAGAGCGAAGAGGAAAGUCUUUUGUGA